AUGGAUUACAGUGUUGCUAUCGUUGUUGGUGGUGCUAUGGAGAGUCUCUAUUCGAAGCCAGGUCUCAAUUGUCUUGUUUUGAAAAAGAGAAAAGGGUUCAUCAAACUAGCACUUGAAAUGUGUGGUCAUAGUGAUUCACAAGAUCAAGUAAAAGACGAUAAAGACGAUAUAUCACUUGUUCCUGUUUAUGGAUUCGGUGAAAAUAACAUCUAUGAUGUUUAUUAUACUAACGAUCAUGCAACAGAUCAGGCCGAUGGUUAUAUUAAGCGAUUGUUGAAGUACUGUCAGAUGUGGUUAAAGAACAGAAGUGGAUUCACAUUACCAAUUGUCGUUUCAAGGGGUAUCUUCAACUACGACUUUGGAUUACUUCCCUUUAGAAGACCUAUAGAUGUUGUCUUUGGUGAACCUAUACCUAUAAAACGUCUGUACGGUAAUAAUCCCGGAAGUCCUGUUUCUCAGGAGGAACUAGACCAUUAUCAUAAGCUCUACGUGUGCCAAUUGAUGACUCUGUUUAACAGGAAUAAAUCCAAGUAUUUGACAAAGUGGGACAAAGACCUUGAAAUUGUAGAGUAA
Molecule: messenger RNA, 573 nt
Organism: Brettanomyces nanus
Lineage: Eukaryota; Fungi; Ascomycota; Pichiomycetes; Pichiales; Pichiaceae
Exons: 2
Coding region: 1-573 (190 amino acids)
Biological process (GO): triglyceride biosynthetic process
Cellular component (GO): endoplasmic reticulum membrane
Molecular function (GO): diacylglycerol O-acyltransferase activity
Source: RefSeq, a predicted model, not a curated record